This is a messenger RNA of Closterium sp. NIES-65, 441 nucleotides long. NCBI's taxonomy places the organism in Eukaryota, Viridiplantae, Streptophyta, Zygnematophyceae, Desmidiales, Closteriaceae. The record is from the annotation of a GenBank genome assembly.
AUGCGCUGCCUUCUACUAUCCGCUCCCAUCAUCGCCCCAUCCAUCUGCCCCUCUCCACCCCCAUCAUCGCCUCAUCCAUCUGCCCCUCUCCACCCCCAUCAUCGCCCCAUCCAUCUGCCCCUCUCCACCCCCAUCAUCGCCCCAUCCAUCUGCCCCUCUCCACCCCCAUCAUCGCCCCAUCCAUCUGCCCCUCUCCACUCCCAUCAUCGCCCCAUCCAUCUGCCCCUCUCCACUCCCAUCAUCGCCCCAUCCAUCUGCCCCUCUCCACUCCCAUCAUCGCCCCAUCCAUCUGCCCCUCUCCACUCCCAUCAUCGCCUCAUCCAUUUGCCCCUCUCCACUCCCAUCACCCCCCCAUCCAUCUGCCUCCACAAACCCUUAUGCCUCGGCAAGUGCACCAUCAACAGCAGGCUGUGUGCGUUCUUAGACGAUGCGCGGCUUUAA